UGUGCUACAGAACCUAUAACAAGGAGGACGUGUACUCAAUUUUUGAAAUGGAAAACCAAGAUUCAAUUAUUCAUGCUAUUCAAGACCUGGUUAACCCUGGAGCAGACCUAGGAGCUCUACUUCUAGCUGCAGUGUGGGAGGAGAAGGAAUCCGUGGUUGAGAACCUACUCCGGAAAAAAGUAUCUCCAGAUACAAGAGAUACUGAGGGAAGAUCGUGUCUGCAUCUAGCAGCAGUUCGAGACAACCCUACCAUCCUCUCCCUCCUCCUACAGUUCAAGGGAAGUGUGAACUGCUGGGACGGGUCGGAAAGAGCCACUCCUCUCUUCUGUGCGGCGGCUAUUGAGAACUCUAAAUGCCUCCCUAUUCUCCUGGCUAGUGGAGCUGAUCUGAACCAAGGACUACAUGAGUAUGGGUUGUCUGCGGUUCACUGUGCUACAAGCAGUAAUGCUAUUAAUAACCUGACUUUACUCCUGGAGAUGGGAGCUCAACCUAACUCCGUUCUUCUCUACAGUGAGACCCCGCUUCAUAUUGCAUCAAGUAUGGGAUAUUCAGAAUGUAUGAGAAUACUCCUGGAUCAUGGUGCAGGAACUGAAAUGUUAAUUGGAAGUAUGAGAAUGUCUGCUCUACACCUGGCUGCUCAAGAGGGAAAUGUAAACUGUGCUUCUCUUCUUCUCAAUCGUGGAGCUGACCCACACGCUAAGAAUGCGCGUGGACAAAGCGCGCUUCAUCUAGCCGCGCUCUCACAGUCUCCAGAAACUAUGGAGCUUCUUCUAUCAAAAGGUGCGGAUCCUGAGUGUGAAGAUAUAGAUUGCAGAACCCCUCUACAUUCAGCAAUUGUUAAAGGAUCAAGAUCCUAUGAAUGUGUCCGAAUGCUACUGGAUGCACGAGGAGAUGUCAACCAUCAGGAUUCAUUUGGAUAUUCUCCUCUCCAUAUUGCAGCUUUAAACGAGUAUUCCUACUGUGCUAGUCUCCUCCUAUCAUAUGGAGCUGAUGUAACUAUCAGAACUAACGGAGGAACUUCAGCUCUAUCUAUGAUUGUCAGAAAGAUUCCCAGCGUUCUUCCCAAGUUUGAAGAUAUGCUUGAUGAAGCCAUUACUCUGGCUGAACAUGAUAUAAACGAUGUUGAUUGUGAACUGAAACUAGAUUACAAGGUUCUGAUACCCAACAAGGCGAGAGGAGAGAGCGCUAUGUUUAUUGCGUUUAUAGAGACCGGACACAAUCAUCUUCUCAAACACCCGCUCUGUGAGAGUUUCCUUCACCUCAAAUGGUUGAAAGUUCGGAAAUUUUUCUUCGUUAGUUUAGUUUUCCAUCUUGUAUUCACGAUGCUGCACACCAUAUAUGUUCUCCAGGUGUACACAGGACAGUGUAUACUUCAGAAUAACUGUGAGAAGAGAAACAAUUCUGAUUUCUCGAAUGAGUCUCCGGUAAAGAGCGGAGUCAGCGUAGAGGGGAAAUGUUUUAUUCCAUACAUAGAAAAAUGCAGGAUCACCAUGUCCACCAUUGUGGUGUGGAUCCUCCUGAUAAUCUCAACCUUGAUCCUCUCCGCCAAGGAGAUCUUCCAGCUGAUGCACUCUCAGAAGCUCUACUUCUGCAACUGGGAGAACUGGGUGCAGUGGGGGAUCAUCAUCAGUGUGAUGACAGUCAGCUUCCACACAAAUCCUUUUCCAAACCUUGAUGUUUACGUUCAUCUAGUAGAACGCUGGCAGCAUCAUGCUGCUGCUAUAGGAGUAUUCCUUGUGUGGGGGGAGCUAAUGCUGAUGGUAGGACGACUACCAACCUUUGGUAUUUAUGUUCAGAUGUUUACAACUGUUGCUAAGAACUUCUUUAAGUUCCUCACCGCGUAUUUCUGUCUAUUGGUCGCGUUCGCGCUCAGUUUCUGCGUUCUGGUUCCUAACUACAGGAGCUUCAACUCUAACGUGGUGUUCGCGGUGGUGAAGAGUUUGGUGAUGAUGGCAGGGGAGAUAGAGUACGAGGAUAUUAUUUAUGAGAACGGAGAAGAACUGUAUCCUGUAACCGGACACAUGAUGAUUCUACUGUUUGUAGUUCUAAUCAGUAUUAUACUAAUGAAUCUACUGGUUGGUUUAGCAGUAUCCGAUAUACAGGGUUUACAAAAGUAUAAUCCUAUCUAA
Molecule: messenger RNA, 2129 nt
Organism: Eurytemora carolleeae
Lineage: Eukaryota; Metazoa; Arthropoda; Copepoda; Calanoida; Temoridae
Gene: pyx
Product: transient receptor potential channel pyrexia
Exons: 11
Coding region: 48-2129 (693 amino acids)
Biological process (GO): monoatomic ion transport; transmembrane transport
Cellular component (GO): membrane
Molecular function (GO): protein binding; monoatomic ion channel activity
Source: RefSeq, a predicted model, not a curated record